Vitrella brassicaformis is the source of this 935-nucleotide messenger RNA. The record is from the annotation of a GenBank genome assembly. Lineage: Eukaryota; Vitrellaceae.
GGGGACGGUGAUGCCAGAGUGUGAUAUGUACUGUAUGGACACACACACAACGCACACAGUAACACAGACACGCGAGACAGCGAGACAGACACACGAGUAAUGUUCAUCCAUGGACGGACAGACGGACAGUGUUGAAAUCGCAACGUGUCUGUGAAUGGGUGAAUGAGUGACAGAGACCUCUUCUACUUGAGGCUUCAGGAUGCAUUCAGUGAACAAUCGUCCACCACAAAGCCCUCCACAAAAUACACGCCUUCAUGGGCCAGACAGCACAGCACCACAUAGCGAAGCCCUUACGACACGCCCGCCUCGCUAAUGCAUUGGGGCUCCAGCAGUGGCGUUGCCGUGCGUGGUGUUGAAUUCCAUGCCGGGCGCGGCCAAGGAGUUUUCGCCGAGGCAGUUGGUGACGUUGUAGACCUUCUCGUUGGCCUCUCUGAGGGUGGUGCCGUUCUCAGCCUCGCACGUCAUGCUCUGGAACUUGUACCCGCCUGCUCGCACGGAGGAAGGGGCCAAGUAAGGGAACGAGAAGCUUUCUUUGCUUAACAAUCGUGUCAUUUUACCUUGGUCUGGGCCGCAGCACAGCCCUCCACAGUCCUCGGUUUUCUUGCACGAGUGCAGGCUGCCGUCGUCAUGCUUGAAGCAGCGGUACUUUAACCUGCCGGUGACUCCAGGCGCAUCAGUCAUCAUGCAGUAGCACGCCCCUGAACACAUGGCACACCGCAGCCAACCAAGAGGGAGAGAGCGCUCUUCUGUUGUCCCUCUGCCUCACUUGGCCCCUUCCAUGCGUGUGUCUCGUUUGUGGCAUUUGCCCCUCUGCCAGCUGGUGUGUCGUCGUGUGGCUGGAUGUAGCGGGCUGACACCUCCCCAAAGCUGGGGGCUAUCGAGUUGAGGGCCGCACCCUCCUUCGCCUGCGCCUCCUGGCUCACGUCGGGGCGCAU